Messenger RNA from Chrysoperla carnea, 2085 nucleotides. RefSeq lists its product as uncharacterized. Lineage: Eukaryota; Metazoa; Arthropoda; Insecta; Neuroptera; Chrysopidae. The coding region runs from base 1 to 1863 and encodes 620 amino acids. The transcript is spliced from 3 exons. The record is from RefSeq and is a predicted model, not a curated record.
AUGGUGAAAGCGCUUGAAAAAUCAAGACGCAUUGGGAUGAACGAACCUUUAUUACCAGUAAGAAAAAAUCGUGGGAAUCAUUUACGCAGAAAAAUAGUUUUAAUAAUAAAUGGUUGUGAUUUGAAAAGUCCAUUACUGUGGGUACCAUUAACUAUUUGUGUCACAAUUUCACUUAUCGUAAGCUUUUUUAAAAUAAAAUCGUAUUCAAUGUACAACACUCAGUUACCACAACCAAGUGUCACCAAGUCAAAGUACACAAUCGAUCAAGAAGGAUGUCGUAUUCCAUACCUAGAAGAAUAUAGUGAUAGCAUUAAAAAAUACAUUUUUAAGCCCGAUCCCAUCGAUUGCGUUAAUAAUGAUCAUAUAGUUCCAGAAAUAAUAACGCAAACAACUGAUAAUAAAAUUUUCAUAGAUACAAGAAAUCAUGCAUUAGUAGAAUGUUGGUAUGAAAGUUUCUGGCGGGUAAAUCCAAAACCAGUCAAUCAUGACGAGCAAAUAAGUGUUUUAAUUCUGGGAUUAGAUUCGAUAUCCCGUUUAAAUUUUAGACGGCAGAUGCCCAAAACUUUUAAUUAUCUAACGAAUAUAUUAGAUGCUAAAGAAAUGGUUGGGUAUAAUAAAAUUGGUGAUGAUACGUUUACCAAUACAAUAGCUGUCUUAAAUGGACUCACAGUCGACGAAAUUGAGCAAACAUGCUUAAAUGAAUCAAAAGAACGACGAUUUGAUACAUGCCCACUAAUUUGGAAAAUAUUCAAUGAAAGUGGGUAUAUAACAGCUUAUGGUGAAGAUACAUCGCAUACAGGAAUAUUUAACUAUCUGCGGAAAGGUUUUUUUAAUCCACCUACCGAUUUUGACUAUCGUGUAUUUAAUCAACUUUUAGAAGAUGAAAUUGGACAUACAGAAAAAUUAGGGUACAAGUUAUGUGUUGGAAAUGAUCUGAAGAUAACGAAAUUAUUUCGAUAUAUUAAAGAUUUUGCGAUUACGUUUAAAAAUCAACCAUAUUUUGGCUUCUUUUGGAGUGUAUCUAUGUCCCAUGAUUAUUUAAAUUAUCCAAAUCUUAUCGAUGACAUUAAUUAUCAAUUACUUAAAGAUUUGUAUGAAAGUGGAGCAUUGGAGAAUACUGCAUUGUUUUUGAUAAGUGAUCAUGGAAUGCGUUAUGGCGGUAUUCGUUCAACUUAUCAAGGAUUUUUAGAGGAACGUUUACCAAUGUUGUAUAUAUUCACACCUUAUUGGUUUCGUAGUAAAUAUCCAACGGCUUGGGCUAAUUUAAUAACAAAUACUCGCAGAUUAACUACACCCUUUGACUUACAUGAAACCUUAUUAGAUUUAAAGAAUUUAAAGUUUUUACAAAGAGAAAAAAUGCGAUUGAAAUUGUAUAAUAAAAUAAAUAACACAGCAACGACAAGUAAUGGUUUAAGUUUAUUUUUGCCAAUUCCCAAAGAACGUACAUGUGAAAUGGCAGCGAUACCAAUGCAUUUUUGUACAUGUCAAAUAUAUCAACCAUUAAAUGUUACCUCCGAAAUAGUGGUUAGAAAUAUUGCUAAUUUUGUUGUUAAUGAAAUCAAUAGAUUAUUAAUUGGUUAUACAAGUUGUGCUAAAUUAAAAUUAGAAAAAAUUAUAAGUGCAAGUAUAAACCUUGUUAGUGGAAGCAACGACGACAUAUUCUUAAAAAAAACAAUUCCCGGAUAUACCGUUUCAUUAAUUACAACUCCUGGACAUGGGAAGUUCGAAGCAUCGGUAAGUUGGAAUGAUGGUUCUCCAAAACUUACUGGCACAAUUAGUCGAACUAAUUUGUAUAGGAAUCAAAGUCGAUGUAUUAGUGAUUUUCAUUUGAAAUUGUAUUGUUAUUGUCAAUCGAUCUUCUGAUUUAUGUGAGACUAAUUCAAUUAACCGAUAUAAAUACUUCCUUACUACAGUAAAAAACCAACGAAUCUCUAGGCCUAGGCCUAGGCCUUUUUGGGAGGUUGGGUUAGUUUUUACCGAAGGGUUGGCGAAAGUCUCUUUGAAAACUGAAGUCUGGUAUCGAUUUAUUUGUUUUUUUGCAUUGGAAGCCGAAUAAUACUAGUUCCAAAUGACUUCGUGAGAUAA